AUGGAGAUGGAGCACGGCCUGCUGGGAACUGAUGUCUCCUCUGAUCUGCCCAAGCAGCUGGCCCAGCACAGGCCCACCUUCCUCAAUGCCAACAGCUUCAAAUUCUGGAGGGAAGUGUGGCAGAAGCACAGGACCUGCGCUGGGUGCGUGGAAGCCUUGAGCUCCCCCAGCAAGUGCUUCGGGGCGGCCCUCGCCCUGCGCACCAUGUACAUCAACGGAGCGUUCCAGAGAGCCGGGAUCCUCCUGUCCUGCAAUCACAGCUACCAGCUCCACUCCCUUCAGGAGGCUUUGGUUCCCAUCAUGGGAAAGGAGCAUGAGCUGCAGUGCGUGACCCAUGGGCAGGCCCGCCAGGUCCUGGUGCAGCUCAAGGUCUCUCUCUUCAGCAACUUCUCUGCUGGGUGCCUGGAGGAGGGAACCAGGGAUUUCUCCCUCUAUCGGCCCUGCGAAAACCAGAGAAGCAUCUUCUACUUCCCUCCAAACCAGAAGAACCCACGGGACCCCUGCCCCUGCUGCCUUCAGAGAUGA
Molecule: messenger RNA, 525 nt
Organism: Emys orbicularis (European pond turtle)
Lineage: Eukaryota; Metazoa; Chordata; Testudines; Emydidae
Product: ribonuclease T2-like
Exons: 7
Coding region: 1-525 (174 amino acids)
Biological process (GO): RNA catabolic process
Cellular component (GO): extracellular region
Molecular function (GO): ribonuclease T2 activity; RNA binding
Source: RefSeq, a predicted model, not a curated record